GUAGGCCGCUAGCAUUAGCUAAGAUAGCUGAGGGUACCCAAACCAAGACCGUCUUUUGGGGAAUAAAACGCGUUGUCACUUAAAAUUGUUUGGAGACCAGCUGAUGAAAUGGAUGAAAGCCAUCGGGACUGGACUCCCUCAUUACAUCUCGGACACACGGAGGUGGAAACUGCAGAUAACAAGAGACUACAGGUAACAUUGUACGAGCAGGAAGUUUCUCCAACAAGAGGGGAGAACGAGCGACUACGAAAACAACUGGAGACUGUUUGCAAGCCUCAAGGUGUGCGACACACUGAAGGUAUGUUUAAAGGGUCCCUGACAUGAUUCGUCAAGUUUGCUUAAAUAUGUUAUAUAUUGUUUGUAAUUAUGUUAUACAUUUGUAGAUUUUUAAAGGUGAAUGGUAAAUUUGCAAAAAUUACAUUUAUAGUUAAUGGCGCCAGCCACGACGAAUUAGCUCGAGCAGUUCAGCCUCAUUUCAGAAAGUGAUGUCAUCGGGGUGACACCUCUCAGCUAAAGCAGAGUAAACAAAUGCUUCUCGAGGUAGACUGUCGACUUGGUUCAGUAUACUUUUCAUCAAAAUAGUAGUCAUGCCAAAACAUUGAGUUGCCGCUGGAUGUUCACAGCAUCUGAGUGAUACUGCAGUUUUUUUUCCCCAAAAGAGGAAGGUUUAAGACAACAAUGGACAAUCAAGUGCAGAGAACAAGAGACAGAUGGAGGCCCACCUCGAGUUCUGUUCUUCACAGGGAUCAUUUCAUUGACUGCUUUGAAGGAACCCCUUUACAAGGAGCAUUUGGCUUGAGAGUAUGAUAUUAACGCAUUUUGUAAAAGGAUGCUUCAAAAACAAGAAAAGAAGAAUGAUCACUAUGUCAAAGCUGCCACAGAACAGAUGCACAAUUCAGACAUCCAGCAGCUGACUGGUCAUCAAGGAGAAUGUCCCAUUCAACCACAGGGUGAGAGCUCCGCUUUAGAGCAGGAGCAGCCACAGCCCCUUCACAUUAAAGAAGAGGAGGAGCCAGAGCCCACCCACAUUAAAGAGAAAGAGGAGGACCCAAAGUCUCCCUUUGUUAAAGAGGAAGAGGAAGAACUCUCGAUCACUCAGGAGGGAGAGCGUCUUCUAGUGCCAGAGGAGGCUGAGCGCCUGAGGAGGUUGCCACUGACUGGUGUCUCUGUGAAGACGGAAGACCAUGAGGUCAAACCACCUGAGUCCUCACAGCUUCAUCACAGUCCAAGUGAGGAGACGAGAGAGAUGGAGCCUUCAAGCAGCAGAUCACCGCAACACUUGACAACAGAAGCUGAUGGAGACCACUGUGGAGGAUCACAAGCAGACAACCUCUUAGCUCUACUAUCAGAUAGUGACGACACAACGUCGCACUCUCCUGAAGAUGAAGACAACAAUCUUUCAACCACGAUACAGACUGUGAAGGUGAUAAGAUGACUCAUACUGACAACAAACACUCUGAGUGCUCUAAAAAGAAGACUGGUAAAAAACAUUUUAACUGCUCAGGUUGUGAUAAAAGAUUUUCUUGUAAGGGGAAUUUGACUCAACACAAGCGAACACACACACAAGAGAAGCGUUUUAGUUGCUCAGAUUGUUGUAAGAGCUUUACUCAAAAGACACAUAUGGUAGUACACUUGAAAACGCACACUGGAGAAAAACCUUUUACUUGCUCAAGCUGUUCUAAAACUUUCACACGAAAGGAAACGUUGGUAUCACAUAUGAGAAUACACACAGGAGAAAAAUGUUUUAGUUGCUCAAACUGUGGUAAAAGCUUCUCUCAGAAAAUACAAAUGACAUUACACAUGAGGAAACAUACAGGAGAAAAACCUUUUAGUUGCUCAGACUGUGGUAAACGCUUCACUCACAAAGCAAAUAUGGUAUCACACAUGAGAACGCACACUGGAGAAAAACCUUUUAGUUGCUCAGACUGCGGUAAAAGCUUUGCUCGCAAAGAAGCUCUGGUAUCACACAUGAGAAUACACACAGGAGAAAAACGUUUUAGUUGCUCAGACUGUGGUAAAAGCUUCACUCAAAAGGCACAUAUGGUAUCACACAUGAAUACACACACAGGAGAAAAACCUUUUACUUGCUCAAACUGUUCUAAAAGUUUCACACGAAAGGGAACUUUGGUAUCACAUAUGAGAAUACACACAGGAGAAAAACCUUUUAUUUGCUCAGACUGUGGUAAAAGCUUCUCUCACAAAAUGCGUCUGGUAUUACACAAGAGAACACACGCAGGAGAAAAACCUUUUACUUGCUCAAACUGUUUUAAAAGUUUCACACAAAAGGGAACUUUGUUGUCACACAUGACAACACACACACAGGGGGAAAACCUUUUACUUGUUCGGAGUGUGGUAAAAGCUUCCCUUGCAAAGUAUGUAUUGGAAGAAAAACAUUUUAGUUGCUGAAAUUGUGGUGACACAUAAUGUCCUCUUUGAACAGACUCAUGCAGAGUGACUGACGGGCUACGGUAGUUUAUGGCUAAAUGCUGUAACUGAUCAAGACGCUUCAUGUUCGAUUACUUCCACAUUCCGUCUGGAAAGUAGUGAUUUGAUUCCUUUGACUGAAUUGAGGUCGUAUCAGUCACUCAUUGAAAUGAAUCAGGUAUUGAGGUCACUCGGCAAAGAGCGCAUGAUUUGAUUAGAUUUUGGUCAAGUGAUUGCAUGUAAUAAAAAGGAAUCAUUAUUUCGUUAAUAUUGUUACAUUGUCUUAUAUUGUAUUAUACAAUGAUAUGUUCUCAAAUAAGUGUGUUGAUACAAAGAAUUUUUGUUUGCCUAAAAUUUUUGCCAUGUGUUUUAUUCCGAUUAUAAUUAUGAUCAACAAAUUAAAGGCAAAAUAACUAAAUCAUCUAUUUCUGUUGAGAAAUCGGUAUCUGUUUUAUAGGUAUCAAUAUCAGAAAUACAGGCUCUACUGUAUACUGAAUUGGUAUCGGAUUGAUACCAAAAGUUCAGCCCAGCCCUAUCUCUGUCUGUCAGCCCCAAAUGAAAAACUAAACCCCCUAAUAUAUUUUGUC
Messenger RNA from Dunckerocampus dactyliophorus (ringed pipefish), 3011 nucleotides. Its product is annotated as gastrula zinc finger protein XlCGF8.2DB-like. Gene Ontology annotation, biological process: regulation of transcription by RNA polymerase II. Bases 1432 to 2406 code for a protein of 324 amino acids. Gene Ontology annotation, molecular function: DNA-binding transcription factor activity; RNA polymerase II cis-regulatory region sequence-specific DNA binding. Lineage: Eukaryota; Metazoa; Chordata; Actinopteri; Syngnathiformes; Syngnathidae. The transcript has 3 exons. The record is from RefSeq and is a predicted model, not a curated record.